Recurvomyces mirabilis is the source of this 951-nucleotide messenger RNA. RefSeq lists its product as uncharacterized. Bases 1 to 951 code for a protein of 316 amino acids. The transcript has a single exon. Gene Ontology annotation, molecular function: phosphoprotein phosphatase activity. The record is from RefSeq and is a predicted model, not a curated record. Lineage: Eukaryota; Fungi; Ascomycota; Dothideomycetes; Mycosphaerellales; Teratosphaeriaceae.
AUGGCUACGCCCAACAGCGUUCCAGGUGGCCAUACGUUCGACAACAUUAUCAAUUUCCGUGACCUCGGAACCUUCAUCAACCACACCACUAGCCGGGAUAUCCUGAAACCAGGCCUUUUAUACAGGAGUGCAAGACCAGACGCAGCAUCCAACCACGACCGAGAAGUUCUUCUUGACGAAAUCAAACUGAAAACCAUCAUCGACCUACGAACCAAAACCGAACACAGCGAGGCUAAGGGCAAAUUCGCCGCGAGACAGAAAUCCGGCCCUCCUGGACCACCUACAGCGGGCGAGACGGCCGCUCUGCCUUCACUGAAUCCUGACCCCGGGGUGGAUAGCAGCGACCAUGCUGUGCCCGCCACCUUAAGGAUAGAAGGGAUCAAGUACGUCGAUGUCGAUCUGAACGGAAAGCCCUACAGCAACGCCCUCCUCAAACAACUCAGCUGGCGACAGCGAGCAAAGCUCUACUCCCUCUACGUCCUCGGCUACCACAAAGAAGCCAUCUCCAUUCUCGGCACGAACGUGCUGGCCGCUCGAGGCCUCUCAGGUCUAGCGGAGGACAGCCUCGAGCACUGCGGUGGCGAGGUGAAAGCGCUCUUCGAUCUGCUGAGUGACGAGAAAUGCUAUCCGCUCUUGGCCCAUUGUACGCAGGGCAAGGACCGAACCGGGCUGACGGUGUUGUUGGUGUUGAUGUUGUGUGAUGUGCCGCUCGAGGCGAUCGAUCGAGACUAUAUGCUCAGUGAGAAGGAACUUCUGCCUGAGCGGCAGGAUAAGGUCAAGGAGAUUGCUUCGAUUGGGCUACCAGAGAGUUUUGCUGAUUGUGAGGAGGGGUGGGCGGGGAGGGUGUGUGGUUGGGUGGAGGAGAAGUAUGGUGGGAUUGGGAAGUAUCUUGAGAGGUGUGGGGUGCGGGCUGAGCAACAGGAGAGGGUUAGGAUGUUGCUGAUGGUUUAG